This is a messenger RNA of Leptidea sinapis, 6231 nucleotides long. RefSeq lists its product as uncharacterized. The record is from RefSeq and is a predicted model, not a curated record. NCBI's taxonomy places the organism in Eukaryota, Metazoa, Arthropoda, Insecta, Lepidoptera, Pieridae. Bases 232 to 1665 code for a protein of 477 amino acids. Gene Ontology annotation, molecular function: sequence-specific DNA binding. The transcript is spliced from 10 exons.
UUGUUUUGGAAAAAUGAAAAAGUGGGAAAUCAAGAAAAAAGGCAAAGUUGUCAAAUAUUUCAAGGCUGCAAUCUGCAUGUGAUGAUUUUUAUUAUUGUAUAAAUGUUCUAAGUGCGGCUAUUCUUGGGUUUUGCUAGUGAUAAUCGCUGUAUUCUUGUGGUGCUGUGAUAGAUUAGUGGAGAAACCGGACCUAAAUAACAAUUCAAAACAAAGACGAAAUUUCAAAACAACAUGGGUUAUUAUUGUACUGUACCACAAUGCACUUCCAUGGCCGGCAAGACGAAAAAUGUAAAAUUUCAUAAAUUUCCGGCCGAUGAAGUAAUGUCUCAGAAGUGGAAUGAUAUAUUGAAACGGGGAAAAGCUGUUACGCCAUAUUCUAAAGUUUGCAGUUUGCAUUUCACUCAAGCUGACUACAACGUAACUGCAAUGGGUAAGAAUAAAGGACAAUGGAAAACAUUGAGCAAAAACGCAGUGCCAAGCCAAAAUCUUCCAAAACUAAACCCAGAUGGUUCAGUGAUGAUAAUACGCAAGUGUCGAACUACAAAAUCUAGUAAGAAGAGGGAUUGUUCACAGUCUCCCAUCAUUUCUCUUUCUCAUGAGAAAUGGUACCAGAAUAAAAUUGUACCAGAAUCAAAGGCGGUGUCCGCAAUGUCGUUGAGCAACUCAAGUCAGAUAGACAGCAUAUUCUAUUUGAAAGAAAAAGAGAAAUGGUGUGCCGAGGAAGCACAACUCACUAAUAGCCGAACUGUCCCAGGGGGGUCUAUUUUGGCGUUUCAUCUUCAAUCAAAGCCAAAGGAGAAACCCAAAAAGCAAGACGCCAUGAUGCAAACAGACCCAGUCACGGAAGACGAGUCGACUACAGACGACAAACAAAUCUAUGACUACAAAAAAGAUUACAUUCCACAGACUAACGAAGAGUACAAUAAAGAAGCCGAGAAGUACGCGUUGGAGAGGAAAAGUCACUUUGAGAAAAGCAUAGACAAAGAAAAGAGUUAUAAUAAGUCUUUAUAUAAAGCCAGCCAAGACCUGUAUCUCCAAGACAGUGUUGGUGUUUUGAGGAAUCAACAGCAGAAUUUGUCAUUGCUGCAAGAGCAACAUAGGCUCAACGAGAACCAGAACUUCUUUAAUGAGAGUAAUAUAAAGCAGGAGUUUAAGAAUGAAGAAGAUACAUUUGACUCAUCUUCAAUGUACAACAACAAUGAAAGACUGAUGAUGGAGCAGAUACAGCUCAACGUGAAGCAGGAACCGGAUCUGACCAAUAACAAUGGGUGUCAAUUGAUUCAGACACAAACCAGUCCGUACUAUUCCACUGCAAGCGGACAGAAUGUGGCCGUCGAGUACGUCGGACCGAUGACGGGCGCAGGGGGAUCUCGACCGGGACCCGAGCUGCUCAUCGCGAAACAGAACGCUCUAGCGGCGCACACGCAGCUCUGGCAAAACACGAUGAAGAGACCGUUCUUCUACACCGAAAACAACCAGUAUGAUUCACCGCCGGCCAUACAGAGAUUUGAGACCGUAGAUGAUGAAGCGGUUGAAGAAGGCCCGAAUCAUGGUGAAGUAGAUUAUUCAGGAGAUCAAGAAGAUACCGACAAUUUGCCGCCAGAUGGUGUACCACGUGAAGUUUUGGAGGAAGAAGGGGAGUUUGAAAUAGAACAAGAGAGAUAAACAUGCGUCGUGAACUCUUGAACAUCACCGAAAAUAUUCUUGCCCCAAGGACAUGCCGAGAAUACUUCAAUAAUAUUCAAUCCUCACACGAUACCUAUAUCAGGUAUAUGUGAAUAAAUCUUUGUGAACAUUGACAUUGUGAUAAUAUAUAUUGUAAAUAUAAAAGAAAAACAACGGAUCAUAGUUAAGUAUAGAUUUAUAUAAUAUUUUCGUUUCUUUAUUAUUAUUUUUCUUAUCCGGUUAUUAAAGAAUAAUUGGGUAGAGGACAUGCAUAAAAGUCAAUAAUGUUUUAUGCAGGCAUAAUAAUUAUGGUAUUUAAUCAUAUGUGAUUGAUUUUUAAAGAAAUAUCUAUUUACCAAGUAUAUUUUAGUUAUAAAAGUAUAUAAAAACAGUGUGGAAAUUGUUGACAAAGGUCUCCAGCGGCGGGCGGGCCUGAUUUCGUGUCUUGUCAAUGUUCGCGAUAGAUACUUUGAACCGCGAUUUUAUUAAUUAAGAAAUAUGAACAAAUAUUUAUUGUUAACACUAAAUAUAGUAUGUUUAAUUUGAACUAAUGUGUCGAUAUGAUAGAGCGUCGAUACGUCGUAACUUCAACAUCGCGGUUCGGGUUUAUAAAGUGCAAAAUAUAAAUUGUAUAUUAUAUAUCUAUUUAUGUCAUCCACCCAAUUAUUGAAGAAAUCGCUUGUUUUACGUAUUACGUAAAGAGAUUAGAGAAUAUAUAUGACAUAGAGCAGAUAACUCUAACAAAAUAAGUUAAUAAAUCUGUUAAAAAAUGUUUAAGUCACUUUCAAGUGAACGCCCGUGCUUUUUAUCUCUCUUGCAAGAUUGUGGCCUGAAAUUAGUAUAUUUUCCCACCUGGAUUAAAGGCAUUCUUUUAGUCCCUGGUACGAGGGACAAAAGUGGCCGAUUCUCUCCCGGCAAAACGACUUUUGUUACUCGUACCAGGGACUAAAAGCGAGCUUUUCAUGCAGGUGGGAAAAAAAAUCGUAUACGCACCACGUGAGUGAGAUAAGUAGGACAUUGCCACCCGCGAUUAUCAAUAUUCAGUGGGUGAGAAUGGCCUACUUUUCACCCUAGGUGCGUAAUAUACUAUUCUCAUUACAGUACAAAAAAGCGUCGAUGUAGCAAUAGCUAGAACCGUUGGCUCUCAACCACGGAGCUUUCGGUUCGAUCCUUGCUAGCCACUUACCAAUGUUUUCUGUUUUCUCAUUCAGAUGUAUUCCUCUGGUGUUACAUAACGCUCGUUUGUCAACCUCUUCAAUAGAAAAGGCUGGACUUUAUAUAAGUUAUUUUUUUUUUGUAUAUUUUAUGCUGUGCAAUAAUUUGAAUUAAAUACCAUUUUCUUAGACUGUUGUAAACGCCCUCUGUAGUUCGGUAGCUAAAUUAUCUUGUAAUUAUUUUAGUACUUGUUUAUAGGUGUUGGAAUCUAGAUAGCGCCAUUAUUGCUUGGGAUCAAUGUUUUAAGAUGAAAAGUUUUCCAAUUGUCGCUCUAUGUAAUUAAUUCUCUUCGACGAGUUUGGACUCUAAUGCAAGCAAAAGUAUACAUUCUAUGUGCGUAGCACUGGGGCCGUAUCUGACGAAAGUCUUAUUUUACGUAAUGUAGUGCGCGUAUCACUAAUAUUAAUAGAAGAACAUUAAACGUUGAUAACAUAACUCAAAGUAUUUUAAAAGAAAUAUUGUUAAAAAAAUGGCCGCUUUGCACGCAUGUACAAUGACGUCAUAUCUUAUGAACAUAUAGUACAACAACUGCAGAGGAAUUGUUGAAAAUUGACAUACAAUGUCUUCGUCAUAAUGUCAAAAAACUUAUUAUUUUUAUUAUUAUGAGUAUAGUCACUGUUAUGGGCAGAUUACAAUACCGAUUAACAUUACGUGAGGCUCUUUAGGUAUCUUUCCUUAAAAAGACUAUGAUUAAUCGAUAUUUAAAAUAGUACGGUCCCAUUCAGCAUACUUACAGCUUUUAGCCUUUUAUUAAGCCUCUAUGGGCUAUAAGUUCUAUGUUCCCAGUACUACAUAUAUUUUACCAUACUUAGACUAUUUGGUUACCAUUAAGUAUAAUUUUGGAAUUAAAAAUUAUUACCAUUUCUAUUGGCACAGUGCUAUUUUUACAUUUAUCCACAAUAUCAAGCAUCAAAGUCAUCUACUAUAAAAUUGACAAUUUUGAUAGGAAAACUUUUAUGUUAGGUUAUGUUUAGGGGCGUGACUUUUUUGGCUCCGCCCACAUAACUCUUUUGUGAAUUCUGAAUAAUAUAAAAAAUGUUUAAAUUGGAUUUAAAAAAAGGUUUUAAUAGAAUUUUGCAGAGUAACUAACCUAUUUCUCUGUGGGAACAGUAUUAAUAACACUGUGCCGAUUUUGAUGAGAUUCGGCUCGAAAUUUGCAUGUGAGCAAAAGUUAGGUGAUAUUAUAUCGAAUUUACGAGACGUCGUAAUAUUAUGGUAAAGUUAGCUGUAAGUAGUAGAUUAAGUUGUCAAAUGGAAAAUUGUCACGAUUUUUUUUGUAAGUAUCGGUUUUCUCUAUUUCUGUGAUAAUUUUAAAUUUCGAAGGAUCGUUAUUAUUUUUUUUUUCUAAAAAAAAUUUAAUUUUGAAUUUAUUUAUUUAACUUUAUCUUUCACAUUUAUUAUAAUUUUUACUUAUUGAUUUUUAUUUUAUUUUGGUGUUGUUCACUUGCAUUUUUAAGUUUAGGUGGUCCAAGUACAAUAACGCACAGCAGUGGCCUACUUGUGUUUAUUGCGAGUUUUCGAAAAAUUAUAUGUAGUAGGUACUUAAUGCGUUUUACAGGAAUUUCUGUUAAUAUUCCGUAUUGGUUCUGUAGACCUAUAAUAACAGUCGUUUUAAUUAAAAUCCCUCUUUUAUAAGACACUAAAAAAAAGUAUUAUUAUUACUUGUAUCUAUAGGUAUAAUUUCUAGAAUGACGUGAAAACUACAUAUUGAAGUUCGCCAUUUAUGACAUUAGAACCGAAUGUUUUUUUUUUAUUGUGUGUUUUUUUCGCGUUUCCUAUCUUUCAUACAAUAUCAAUGUCACACACCUUUACGAGGAAAUUGGCAACGCUGCAUACUAAGGGCUUGAAAUUAUGAAUGAUUGUGUGAGGUACACAUAGAUAGUGCAUAUUUUCCAUUGAUAAGUUAUCAGUGUCACUAUCUUACUUUUAUUUAUUUUUAAUAUUAUAUCUUUUGAUUAACUUUGUCAGUGUAAGUUUGGCAACGUCGCUAAGAUUAGGACAUGACACACUGGUUACAAUCAAGACACAAUGUACAUUUUUUUACUCCCAUAAUAAUAAGCAUUUCAGAACACGUGUUUCUUGGACUUUUCUUUUUCUUCUUAACCCUAAAGUUAUGGGAAUUCAAUAUAAACCUCGUUGUAUUUAGACUAAGCACGAAGUAUCCAAUAAAACUAGAAAAAGCCAGAAAAUGAGUCAACUUUGAAUAAAAUUUUACAAAUUUUUUUCUUCACAACUGAACAUCAAUUCUCAAACACGUGCUCUCUUUAAAAUGAGAUGCUGAUUAGUACCUCAAUACAGUAAUAGAACAGUACUUUUAUUUGAUACUAGAGCGACCGAAUCGACUCACGCACACAUACACACAAUUUACAAGGCCGCUAAGCAAUCUUGGGAAGACCAAACUAUUGACUGCCUCGCCGUAUACCGCCGAGACUGGUCGCUGUCCGAGUUAGUCGUCAAUCUUAUUGUAUGUACCAACCCUAGCGCUCCGCCCAGAUGUAGGUAUAAAUUUCAAGGACACCGCUGAGUUACGCUACUGUGUAUAGUACAUAGUAUGUUUUCGAAGGCUCGCAAUAAAACCUAGUUUACAGCUUAGAAGCUUAUUUAUCAUAGGUUAAGGAAACGGCGGGAAAGUGGAAAUAUAAUACGUUGAACCGUGCCAGGGCGUACCACUUUUAAAAUAUUAUUUAUUUUUUAUCUGUGGACGCCCUAAUAAAGACCAAAGUUGUAAAGAUAUAGGAGAGUUAUAAUGAGAAUUGUUUGUUUUCUUUUUAAUAAUUAGUACAUAUUAUACAGAAAGUAUAUUUUAUUUUCUUUUUUAUAGAAAUUAUAAUUAUAUGAGUGAGAUAUUAGGGAACGGUUUUUAUGUCGGAUUUUAUAAUUUUGCCUCUUUCUUUAAACAUAUAACUUUUUGUAAUUGUAUACUUUAAUUGAUUUUUUUCGCGUUUUAUAAAUAUUAAGGUAGUAUCAUUUUAAUCAAAUUUAUUUAAUAAUUUUUAAUAAUCAAUCAUGUCCAAUGUGAUUUAAAGCGAAGAAGCGCUUAAGUUAGUUUUUCGGUCGAUGACCUUAGUUCUAAGUGUAUGACAAGGUUGGUUUAUAGGAGGCCAUCGUGAUUGCCAAACAUAAAACAAAUAUAAAUGGUGUAUAGAUAUCGUACAUUAUUAAAACUAAUCGGUCGAGUGUCAAUUUGUGGUAUAAAUAUGUUUAAUAUAUAAUACCUAAUGUGAAAUUAGAAAUAGUGGUGAUAUGAAAACCGUUCUCGUUAGGUUAAGGAGAGGUGUGAUAGAAGUAACGCUAGAUUUUGUUUAUAUUUUUGACAGCCGCGGCCAUUUUAAAUAAAUAUGUCAAAUAUGA